AUGUCUGCGUCAUCAGAAAGCUUGGCUGUGAACUCCACACAAACGACACCCUCAAGGCUACUCCAACGAGGCAUGAGGCGGCGAGAAGUCUCCGUGUCCAUUCUCUCUUCAGGCAUUGAUCCCACGCCCAGUCAACAAGGAAGCGGCGGGAAACCUGAGUCGUAUGCAAAUACGGUUACAAUUCCACUUUUUAUGACCCAAAGCAACGAGGACCUUCUCUUUCUGCCAGUGUGCACCCGCAACAAAAGAGUCUUAUCUCAAGUCACAACACGCAGCAGUUCCGCAAGUAGCUGCACAGAAUCUCCGUUUCAGCGUCAGUUGAACUCUGUGAGAAUAAAGGUUGGGCUGGCCGAGGCCAUUGUGCAGAACGCAUCCAUCACCGCCAAGGUGCCGAUGGCACCGGAGAAGCGUCGCAGGCAAAUGUUGCAGCUGGAAGUGGCAAAGCUUAUUCUUUUUGUGGCGCGACAACAUAACAUCCGCGAGGAGCUGCAGCAAGUUGCCGGGAACUCAUUGGAUGUGUCGGAUGAAAUUAUGUACCAUCGCCGUUCCAUUGAGAGCAAUAUUUCUUUUUUGGCGAGGGAGCCGCCGCCCGAUUUGUCGCUGAAAGAACUCAAGCGAGCCACGUUUGAGAUGGAGAAACAUCUGGAAAAGAUGAAGGAUAAAAAAUCGAACGCGCCGUCCGUUUCCGCCCACGGGGCCACCUCCAACCUUUCGGAGUUUCUUUGGCUCAUUGAAUCGAUCGAAUUGGAGACACUGGAUCCACAGGACGUUUAUUUGGGUGAGGAAGCGGCCAGUUUCAUUGCCCCUUCCACUUCCGCCAACACCUCCACACCUCUGGAAGCAUUACAACGCCAACAUGAGCUGCCGCAAAAAAAGCGCCCGGAAUUGUUUCCCCCCUUGUUACAUUCUACACCCAGUUUGCAAAAUGAGGGGGAAAGCUUUUCGACCCUGUUAAGGUCACCAGGCUUGUAUUUGAUGGAGUACCCACCACAGCUCAGCACCGACAAGACAACAACAAAAGCGGAGAAGGAGACGGAAGAGGAAGAACUCGUUGGAUUCUCUGUCGAUGUGGAGUCUCCCGGGUGUCGCGCCGUAGAGGCGGCGGGGUUGAAGCUGCUUCAGUUCAUGUAUGAUGCUGUCGACGCCAAGGACAAGGGACUGAAGCUGACGAAUGGAAGUGAGGAGGAAAUUGCAGCCAUGUUGAGAGCAGAGAGGACGAUGCAGUAUGGAAAUGAGAUUAUGCGCUCUCUGAAUACCGACGAAGCAGACGCCGCUGAGCCAAACGAAUGUCUUUUAGGAUCUGAUGGGACGAUGCGGAAUUUUGAUGCCACCCGACUGACCCAAUCCGCAAGGAACAGAGCCACUGGCACUCUCUCCAACGCCCAAGAGGAGGAACUGAGCAAUCAGUCAAAAACAAGCAGCAUAUCAGCUCUGGGAGAAGAUUCCUUCUUUUUUUCAGGUCACCCCGCGGGUUUUGAACCGUCAUUGGUUAAUUCUUGGAUAAGGCCAGUCCAGUCUACGGUGGAGGUGCAUCCUCUUCGGACAGGUAUUAUAGAUAUCCUAAAGAGGCUGUACGGGGACUUUAAUUACAAGUAUUACUUUGAACACUGUAAGCCGCCCAAGGCGGAUAAAGUGCCCAAAACAAAGGAGGACUACUAUCAGGAACUAGAGCGACGGGUAGCUCGGAGGAAAAGUGAAAAACAACAACGCAUAGUCAGCGAUCAGAAUGAAGAGGAUUCAAUGCUCUUGAGGUGGAAAGGGAGAAGCAGUUCGUCCAAAAGUUUAACCGUUGGGAAGCGAGACUCGAACAUCAAAAUACAAGAAGAAAUCACAGAUGAUCAGCUGGAGAGCAUGGCGACUGGGACUGCAGAGACGCCUCCGCUGGAGACACCCUCUGUUGUUACCGCGCCGCCCACUGAAACAACAGUUGAUACGCAUGGUGAAGGAAUUGUGCUUGUAGUGGAGCUGGAAGAAGGUAUUCACUUUUUGCUGAAGGGGCGGAGAGACGAGCGGGCGGGCCAGCAGAGUGUCUCUGGAUCAAUGAAUUCCUUUAAAAAGGGGAAGGAGUUAACGAAGGGUGGGGACAUUGAAAAUAAGAAGGCUGUCAGUGAAAGAGGUAACACGGCACAGAGCGAAAGUCGAGAACCGGAUUUUGACAGCUACACCUUGUACGCUGUAAACCAGUCUGACAUGCCACGGCAGGCGACAGUGGAGACGAAUCGAACAAAACUUAAAAACUUGAAACUAAAGGCACUGCUCAAGUACUUUGGGAAGAAAAGAAAUGCAAUUGCUGUGGAUUUGCCUCCACGCGGCACCCAGUUGGUGUUGGUAAUGAAACCCAUUAAAAAGGGACGAAAAGUUGUCUUUGAUGAGGCGUUGAAAUUUUACGAAGGACCUCCAAACGAAGAGGCACCCAAAACGACAUAUGCAAUCGCCAAGCAAAGUCCACCACAAGUCCAAUCUACCACCACGCCACCGAGAAGUGCCCCGUUGGCCGAGCCCGAGGUGUUACGGGAUUCCGGAGGUACCGGUGCGGAGGCCCAGGCGAAGGGGGAAUCCGUUUCUCAGACUGAAUACAGUGAAAAUAAAACUUCAACCAAAGCUGGUAAAACUUCUUUGGAGGUGGCUGACGCAACAGAGCCAAGCGUGCACGGAAACGAGGAGGAGGAUCAGGGGAAAGCUGCGGCACUCAGUGGUGCCCGUGUCCCGUCCAUGCAGACGUUUAAGCCUUUGUUGUUAAGGAACACUGGUGGCUAUACAGAGGAUUUUUCAUCCGAAGCGUAUUCUUUUGACGGGAGUUCAUUAUCUGGAAAUGAUGUUUCGGCAAAAGGGGUCAAUGACUGGGGCGUCAGUGUUCUUCCUUUAGGCGAAGACCUUGAGGAUCAGCAAGAAGAGGGCUGGCGGCAGAAAGGCGACAUGGGUGUUCCGCGGAAAAGGCCCAAGGAAUCAGACAACAAAGCCGCGAGAACAAGAUUCAUGGGUGAAAAAGGAACCAAAAGAGGAAGUGAAACGAGGAUUGGAUCCAGUAAGGGUUCUCAGUUUGAAGCAGACAGAGCUUCAGGGGAAGCAACGCGGGUGCAUCAAUGGGGAGUCCCCCUAACAAAUGACGAUGAUGAGGCAUUUGAAAAUAAUUGUGUGGUAUUGUCUGUGUUGCAGGCAUCUGAGUGGCAAAGCGGCUCGAAAGUUCCGAGGCGUUCCUUGGGAAGUAAAUCUGCCGUCCAUAGUGUGGAGGGUGGCGAACCCAAAGAGAUGAAUGUGAAGGAUGGGGGAAUGGAUGACGCGACGGGGAAGGCCACGGAGGGUGGGAUUUUGAUGGAAUCUUCGUUGCGUACGACGUCUGAGCGGUACCCAAGCGCGCGUUUCCGAGCGACGAGCAUUGAUACAAAGGAGGAGGAUAUUGUCACGGCUGCGCUUUACCCCGCUGGGGACGGAGAUGCUUUAAAGACGGAGGAGAUAGUAUCUAGUUUUCUUCAACGUAUCGCCGAGGCGGAGCAGUUAAAUUUGGAGGAACAAAUCGAUAACGAGGAUAUUUCUUACCCGAAAGGAAGUGAGGAGACACCUCUGCCUGCUGGGUCAGCGGCACUAUGGCGACGUCAACUUGUAUCUCAAUCGCAACAAGAUCCCCAUUCUAUUGGAUCGCAGGAGGAAUCAAAGCAGCUUCUCUCCUCGUUAACGCCAGGGGUCGAGACAGAGUUCCCGCUUGGAUCAGACAGAGAAAUAUGUAAGGUGCAGGGUAGCACCUCUUUGGCGGCUUUACGGGCCGAAAGUGAGGAACACGAAAAGGGAUCCACUCUUAGAGCAUCUUCUUCUCACAUGUUUUCUUCAGAGCAGUUAACUGCAAAUGCAACUGUGGUGCAGCGACCAAGUGUCACCUUGGAAGGAGGGUCUUCGGCCCAACGCAUGAAGAUAUACGGACUUCCCCAAUCUUCCGUAACAAUGAAUGAGUCUGUGACUCCUGUGCACUUGGAUGAAAAUUACACCAGCACCUCUUAUCCUCAGCAACCUUCUGUUGCCGCGAAGGUGGACGGCGGCGAGAUUGGGGAUGAUGUAAGUACUCCUGUGGAAACUACUUCCGGGCUAGGAACGACGAGCCGAACGGCGGACAAAAGAUCCGUUUCAAUUGAGCCUUUGCAAGGGAACAGAUAUGCCUCACCAACCAUGGAGCGGCCAGCAUUCAACUUGGAUCUUUUGUUAAAGAGUGUCAAGAAGGCGGAAAAGAAAGAGGCUCCUUUGCCAGGACUCUCCACUCGUAUAGUAAAAGAUGAAUACGCCCUUCCAGAGCAAGUGAUGCCGGCGAGUCCCAGUCGCCAGCAUGCAUACGCAGAGGCCCGACCAGAUGGACGAUUUGCCAUUUUUGCUCCUGAAGAAAUGAACGUUAAGGGAGCAGCCCAUACUUCUGACCGCAUGGACAAAAAGAAGAUGUCGACGCGGCUCUCAGGAGUAGUGGAAAACGCGGCGGUGUUCGCCGAAGAAAUCCGCACAACUUUUCAUGCCUUUGCGCGUCAAGCCACGUCUCAGUGGAGGCAGACUUUUGCCCGCUCAGAAAUACACGGGAAAGCAACCGUCGGAAGAAAUGUGAGUGUUGAUGUUAUGCGCCAUGCAACACUUCCGGCACUUUCAAUGGUUUAUUCCCCUGAGACGGCUCAGGAUGUGGAAGACAUGGAAGCUGCGGAGGAAGAGGCAAAGGCACUUUUUCUACAGGAUCCUGCUCGUUAUGACUGUGUUAUUGACGAACUUACAAAACGGGCCAUAGCAAGAGUUUACGAGGAGGAAGAACGAGAGAAGGAGCGACGGGAUUCCGCGGCACACGGAACGGCUGGAAGGAAACUGAAAGAGGGAUUGAUUGUAGUGCCAGGUCGAAUGCAAAAUCGUUCUGUAGCCUUUCGUCAGUUUUCUGUGGUGGGGUCACAAAUGGGUGGUUCCCAGGCAAUGAAUAUUAGUAGUACUGGUAGCAUGGUCCAACUUAACGGAGACCCUGUGCACUUUACUCACGGGGGGAGUUUUUUAAAGGGCCGUCACCCGUCACUCUUACUGGGGAAAAGCCACCGUGAUAAAGUGCGUCAUGACACGAAGUCUGAGUUGGAUCAACUCCUUGAUGAGCAGCGUCGUGCAAAGAAGAUUGUGGCAUAUAUUCUUAUGGAGAUGCGUCGCAUGUGGCGGCGGCGGUGUCUGGAGUCCAAUCUUGCUCUCCGCAGUGCCGUGGAUCGCUUCAUUAAACGAUCCGUUCUUUUUUCAUGGCAUUUUGAGAGGCGACGUGUGCUUAAUCUACACAAGCUCAUUCACCUCCUGGACCGCAAAACCGGCCGCGUGGGUGGUUGGUUGCCGUUUUACAUGAAAGAUCGUGUCAUGGAGGACCGAUUUGUCUGGGAGCCCGCCCCACUGCACCUCUCACGGCCGCUGCGUGUUGUUCACCGGGCAAUGUGUCUUGCCAGACAGCAACGGAUGUUUCCUAUUCGUCUCGUGCGGCAGCAAGCUUUCCGAAGGAAAAAUUCGCAGCAUAUAUUGUACGGUUACAAGCGUACCAUAAUGGAGCCGUUUAGGAGCCCUGCCGUGCGCCUUCGUCAUGGGCGACGCUCUCGCUACGCCGCGCCGUUUCAGAAUCCCACAAUGCGUUUUUCUCCGCAAGUUGAGUGGAUGGACGGAACACCGAAAAAGUAG
Trypanosoma cruzi is the source of this 5658-nucleotide messenger RNA. RefSeq lists its product as uncharacterized. Bases 1 to 5658 code for a protein of 1885 amino acids. The record is from RefSeq and is a predicted model, not a curated record. The transcript has a single exon. NCBI's taxonomy places the organism in Eukaryota, Euglenozoa, Kinetoplastea, Trypanosomatida, Trypanosomatidae.